CCUGGAUGUUGGUCCAUGCUCAAGGGAGGUCUUACUGUGAAUGCCUCCGGACCGGCUGAACUUCAUUUCGAGAGUGAAAACACAAGUGUGGAGAUAUGGGUGGACAGCGUGUCAUUGCAACCAUUCACCAAAGAAGAAUGGAGAACUCAUCAGACCAAGAGCAUCGAGAAGGCCCGCAAGAAGACGGUAAGGUUCCGGGCUGUCGAUGCCCAAGGCACCAGCCUCGCUGGUGCAACCGUCUCGCUCGCGCAGAAAAGGCCAGGAUUCCCAUUCGGUUGCGCCAUUCCCGGUAGCAUCGUCAACAACACCCAAUACCAGAACUGGUUCGCCUCACGCUUCACCGUGACCGUCUUCGAGAACGAGAUGAAAUGGUACUCCACGGAGCGCGCCCCCGGCCAGGAGGACUACUCCGUUCCGGAUGCCAUGGUCGCCUUCGCGAAGCAGCACAACAUUACCAUCAGAGGGCACAAUGUCUUCUGGGACGAUCCCAAGUACCAGAUGGACUGGGUGCGGGCCCUCGACUACGACCAGCUCUGGAACGCAUCUAAUAGGCGAAUUAAUUCUGUUAUGUCGAGAUACCGUGGCCAACUCAUUGCAUGGGAUGUUGUCAAUGAGGACCUUCAUUUCUCCUCCUUUGAGGACAGGCUUGGGAAAAAUGCCUCUAACAUCUUCCACCAGAAGGCUCACUCUCUGGGCUCCAACACACUCAUGUUCCUGAAUGACUACAAUACACUGGAACAGCCUGGAGACCCGACGUCGACACCUGGCAAGUACCUUGAGAAGCUGCGGGAGGUCAAGUCGUACCCUGGGAAUGAUUAUAAUAUGGCAAUAGGACUGGAGGGCCACUUCAGCGCACCAAAUAUUCCAUACAUGAGAUCUGCUCUGGAUGUUCUUGCCGGGGCCAAGGUGCCCAUUUGGCUCACAGAAGUUGAUGUUACCCAAGACCCAAAUCACGCAAAUUACCUUGAGGAAAUCUUGAGGGAGGCUUACUCACAUCCGGCUGUGAACGGGAUCGUAUUGUGGGCAGGAUGGCACCCAGAGAGUUGCAAUAGAAUGUGCCUAACAGACAACAAUUUCAAUAACCAUCCAACCGGAGAUGUGGUAGACAAGCUGAUAGCAGAGUGGAGGUCUGGUAAUGUGACGGGGAAGACUGAUGCUGAUGGCUUCUUUGAGACCCAGCUCUUCCACGGGGAGUAUGAAAUGAGCAUAAGCGAUCCAACUGCAAAUUCUUCAUCAGUGCAAAGCUUGAAAGUGGAAUCAGGGUCUCCGCAUGGAGCUGUCAUCCGGGUACAGGUGUAA
Molecule: messenger RNA, 1299 nt
Organism: Phoenix dactylifera (date palm)
Lineage: Eukaryota; Viridiplantae; Streptophyta; Magnoliopsida; Arecales; Arecaceae
Source: RefSeq, a predicted model, not a curated record